CGGCGUUAUUUACGAGUGGCCACGGUUGAAGCAAAGAAGUAUAAGGGGAGAGGCCGCCGAGAGGAAGCGCAGGAGAUGCCAUAAAGGAAAAAUAUAAAAAUCCGCAUAGGACUUGAAACUUCCGGAGGGGAGGAGAAAGGAGGGGUGUUCGGACGGACCACAGACGGACAGAUGUCUCGUCCGCUGCUGCUGCUGCUGCAGGGCAGGGGCAUACGUGCGCGGCCGCGGUGUUUGCCGGGACGGCUCAUUCAAGAUGGCCGCCGACUUUUGUACCUAAAGCAUGGCGCGGGCAGUUGAACCGAACUUUACAGCGCUUGACGGUGCCCUGGCGCUGUGUGUCGACGCUUGGGAUGUUUUACAGACUUUCUAGGACUUCACCGACGACACUGAUCAAUGCUGCCACCCACGAAGAAGUUGCCGCGCAAUGUCUAAGGCAAGAUAGUCACGGGGUUCGUUGGGCUCUCUGUGUGCGGCUCUUGACAAUGAAAGCUACUGAGCGCCCUUGAAAUUGGACCGUGUUUACGCCGCUUCUACGCUAGAGAAUUUUUUCGUAUUCUCCUCGUCACCUUACGGCGGUCGUUGGCCCCUCCUGGCUACUGUGACCGCGCGAUGUCUGUUGAUUUGAACAUGUUUUCUCAGGCUUGAAUGAAAGUGAAGUGGUAGUGGCCGGGCGCCAAUCGAGCAGCGGUCGCGAUGUCUGUCACCACCUUCGGUGUCCGCGUCAAAGAGGAGCCUGGAUCCUCUGGCCUUAGCUCAACCGAGGGAGUCUGUUACGUCUGCAGUAGUCACGGAGCUGAAUAUCCGCUUAAUUCGCGGCCCCGGGAGCGGGGCCCCUACUUCCCGUUCCUCGAAACACACAUCCCUCCCUUAGGCGCCGAGCGGCCGACAUCCGAAGGUGUCGUUCUCGCCUGCCCCGUGUGCUACUCCUUUCUUACGCAGCAGUGGGAAGCUCACGAACAAAAUGGCACUCCUCGACACAAGCGUAUGUACUGGCUGAAGCGUACUGACAACGGGCCCUAUGCGGGUAUGGAGCCCAGUAUGCAGGCGCAGGAGGAGAGUCCCGAGCGCAGUGCUCACCAUUCUCCUGCUGCUGUCUCUGCUGCCCCAGCAGCUUUAGACCUGAGCCUACCCGCAUCCGGGGUGACCGCCGCUGCGCCACCGGUGGUGAUAACUGCAUCAACGAGCAACGAGGCGUGUUUUAUAUGUGGCAACUUCAAUCGAAAUGGACCGUUAGCUAAUGUUUAUGCUAAGCCCAUCUCCAACUGCCCCUUCUUUCCCACACUGGUGUCGCAUCCGCAGCCACCAGGUGCCAAGCCCAUGGACUCGUCAGGUCGCGUUCAAGCUUGUGAACCGUGCCAUAAAAUGCUGUUGGAACAGUGGGACAAUUACCAGCGUUACAGUGUGCCCCACUCUGAACGACGUUACCGGUUACCUUCUCGCUCUUUUACCUGCUUUACGUGUGGCCUCGAGUGCCCUGUAAGUGCCCAGCGCGUGGUCAGUGCGGUUCCCGGACCCGACCAGCAGCCUGGAUUUCCUUUCUUACGCACCAUGGCCCCACCGCCGGGUGCCCAGCCACUCACACCUGCAGGCCGAGCUGUGGUCUGUUCCAUGUGCUUUAAGUCUUUGCAGCGCCAGCUUCGUGUUUUUGAAAUCUCCAAUGUGCCCGAGUCUAAACGGAACUUUAAGAUUUUGCAUGAGGGGACUACGACACCAACUGUCUCGCCGUCGCCAGCGAGUGUUCUGCGUAAGCAGCUGCUGUCCCCCCAGACCAAGUAUCUUGGCUGCUACCUCUGCGAAAAGAUUGGGCCGAUGGAAAGCCUCGUUUCUUGUGACACCUCGCCAGGUGCAGGUCCGCAUUUCCCAUUUCUGCGCGACGUGGCCCGACCCAUUGCUGCAAGGCCCAUGGACAACCAGGGCCGUGUGUUGCUUUGUGCUGAGUGCUGUACUGAGCUGCAGCUUCAAUGGGACGCGUUUGAGAGCGCUGGACUGCCAUUGACCCAGCGGCGUUAUCAUACCGCUCAUUUGACGUCGCCACCUUCAGCAUCGCAAGGUGCUUGUUUUGUCUGCUCUGAGCCAACGAGUGAGACCUUUCCUGUGGGAAGCCGGGAGGGUCCUGGUCCAUUCUUUCCUUUUCUUGAGUCACAUGCAGGUCAGGGUGCGCUUGACAGCACAGGCACUGCACGUGUGUGCACUUUUUGCUUCCACUCUUUGAUGGCUCAGUGGCUGGCCUACGAGAGCUCACCACAUGCCGAGGAUGCAGCAAGGGCAGCACGCCGAUACAAUACGCAUCACUAUGUGUGCUAUAUCUGUGGUAUAACCACAUAUCGGCGACGGGUGCGAACACUGACUGUGCGUGAGUUUCCAUUUCUGAGGGAGCAUCCAAGGCCAGCUGGUGCACUAACUCUUCGUGAUGGUGUAGUAUCAUGCCUCACCUGCUUCGAAUCCUUAAGCUCCCAGUGGAGGGACUAUGAGCGCAUGCGAGUUCCUGUUGAGAUGCGCAAGUAUAACUGGAUAGUCCUGCCUCCACCACCUGAGGAAACCAGGAGCGGAGGAUCAUCUCCAUCAGGCCAGGAGCAAGCCUUGUCUGACUCCGGCUUCCCACCACCUGGCGGUAAGCCACCACCCCUGCAACCAGCUGCUACAAAACCGGGCCACACAAGCCUGGCACUUAGCGCAACCCGCACCUCAAGUUUUGCAGCUGCAUUACGCAAGUUGGCAAAACAAGCAGUUGAUCCUGUGCUUGAAAAGGAUUCUGGGCCGGUGGUCUCCAUUACAGGAGGAAACCCUAGAUCACUAACCCCAAAACGAAGCUCUUCCUAUGGUUUGCCAUCUCCUAUGGCAUGUGGCUCUCCCCCAGUCAUGUCUGGUGCUCCUUCUGGUCUUCUUAUGGAAACGAGAAAAGCACUGGACCUGGGCAGCCUCAGCUCACAGCACGGCCAUCGCCUGGACCAUACGACCAAGAUGGACUCCUCUUUGUCCUCCUUAGACUACCUCUCUAGCAAGCACUUGACUGGACCUCCGAGUGGUGCCAGUGGCGCUGGACACAAGGGUGCUCCAGGAAAUGGUGAAGAAUGCCCCCGGGGCUUCCAGCCGUACCGGGGUUCGGCCGAGGAGCUACGGCAUCCCACACUGGGUACACUGCAUCCCAUGUCACCCUUUGAUGCUGGCGCCUACCCGUACCACCCAACACCAUUCCUUGCACCCCACCUUGCACAUCCUGGUUACAGGUUGGAAGACCCUUUGUAUCAGUACAAUUUGUUGCGACCGGGACCACCCAUGGUAUCAGCCCCGGCCAUGCCGCCCUUUUUUCGGUAUCCUGUGCAACAGCAAGCUCCUCCACAACAGCCCCCAGCCCAGCAACAACAGCGACAACAGUUGACGCCACCAUCUCUACCAGUGGGGCCUCCACGAACAGAUGAGUUCAAGGAGGAACAGUCACGGCUUUUGCUUCUUUCAUCGGCUAAGAGGACUUCUGACUCCCCAUCACCAUCCCUCAGCUCAUCUCAUUCUGGAGGAGCCCGUGAACCGUUGCGGAGCCCCCCAUCUCUGAUGACUCCCCUGAAUCUGGCCACAAGCCAUUCAGGGCCUCUUCCCCAACCCCAAGGACUACUCGUCUCUCAGCAGUCUUCUUCGGAGCAUCUCAGCCAUACGGCUAGUGCAGAGCCCUGGCGGCCACUGGCCAGCGAUGUGCCACCUCUCCACCACUUACACGUAACAAAAGAAAACUUUAAACCACUGCCAGCGUCUUUCACAUCUGCCAUGGCCCCUGCUGCUGUACGGCAGCCAGCAGCAGGCUCAUUGAGGCCGAGUCUUCCACUAGCGCAGUCUCCGCCACCGUCUUCCACAUCGAGCCCUGUUCCAGUUCGGCAUUCACCAGUGUGGCUUGAUGCCUCAACAUCAGAGCAGCGGCAAACAGAGCAGCACUACCCACAAGUGCGGAGCCUACUAGACUUGGCUGAGCAGCGCAGAAAGGAAGCACGGGCAAGAGGAAUGGCUGAAAGUGACUCUGAAGAAGAUGAUGACUGGGAAAUCACACUGCAGAAGCCAAUCAUUUGGUCUGGUCCCCCGUUGUGUCUCGAUCUCAACCCUAAAAAGUUACAGUUUCUCAGCAAUUUUGAGCUGACAAGUCACCAGAAGAAAAAGGAGCUUCAGUUAGAGCACUUUAUGCGACACUGGGCUCGUCUACAUGCGAGUGAGGAGCGGCUGUGCGCCACGCCACCCCCACAUCUGAAGUCUGUGGAUCAGGAGGAGCCACCAGCACCCUCCAUCGAGCAGCAGCAGUGCCUGUCUAAUGAGUUGUCGGCACGCAAAAAUGUGCGGGAGCCCGACCAACAACUUAAGCGACAGUUCCUGUUUUUGCUGGGACUCUCAUCUACUGGGACCAAUGAAGAUCGAGAAACAAUAUGGCGUGCUAUAGUAAUGGAGCGAUCCCGGCGCAAUGGUGCAGUCUGCAAGGAGAGCUGCCUCGGCAACACUAGUCAUAGGCCAGCCAUCACAUCAGCGGGGUACCUGCAAAGGCGUGCACUGAAGCGACAGCUGGCUGCUAGCAUGGAGUCACACCAGAAUGGUGUCUGUGCAACUUCUGAAGGUUCACCUGGCCACAAGCCGCUUUCUAUACAAGCUGCCCAGGGCAAGCCAUAUAGUCGGGACUUUGCCCAUGAGUUUCAUGAAUCAGUGCUGCAGCACAGCCAGCAACAGCAAGAACAGGAACAGCUGCACCAGCUCAAGAAGCGGCGUCAUCGGCCAAGUUACUCAAUAUUCCACACGAGGGCACCUUCAGUGACUGCACCAAUCCCAGUUGACGAGCCUGUGUUGAUGGAGCUGGGAGAGGAAGGCAGGGAGGACCGUGCUGGUUCUGUGCCAGCUCCCUUUCAGUGGCCUGGUGUGGAAGCCAUAAUGGAGUCUUACUCGCAUUACAGCCAGGAGCGCCACAUGGAGCGUGUGCUACUCACUGAUAGAGAACGGCAGCUGCGGGCUGAGCAGCAGCAGCUGCAAGAGGAAGCCCAGCGGUUGCGCAUUCGAAUGGCAGAGCUGUAUCAGAGCAAGAAAUGUUUGGAUGAGGAGCGCCAACAGCAACAGGUGACCAUCGACAAUCUCAAGAAGUGCCUCAGGCUGGUCCGAUAGAAGGCGCCCUCUGCCUUCCUUUCCUACACUAUUGUCCUGCAAGUCUGCAGGGGGACUCAUUCCACCCCAUGAGGGGACUACCCAUGUUAUAUACAUUUAUGAUUUACAACCACCCAUGGCACAACGUAUACAGGCAUCAUUUUAAGCCCCAAAACUUCUCUUUCGCUCUCUCUCUUUCUCCUUCACUCUCCUCUCGCUCUUCUCCCUUCAUUGAAUAAAAAAAAGCGUUUUUUAUUAAGCCGUUAUUUAUGAAAUAAAAGAUUGCAGCUGCGA
Messenger RNA from Rhipicephalus microplus (southern cattle tick), 5397 nucleotides. RefSeq lists its product as uncharacterized. NCBI's taxonomy places the organism in Eukaryota, Metazoa, Arthropoda, Arachnida, Ixodida, Ixodidae. The record is from RefSeq and is a predicted model, not a curated record.